This is a messenger RNA of Huiozyma naganishii CBS 8797, 507 nucleotides long. RefSeq names its product mitochondrial 37S ribosomal protein bS18m RSM18 (gene RSM18). The record is from RefSeq and is a predicted model, not a curated record. Gene Ontology annotation, biological process: translation. The transcript has a single exon. Gene Ontology annotation, molecular function: structural constituent of ribosome. Bases 1 to 507 code for a protein of 168 amino acids. NCBI's taxonomy places the organism in Eukaryota, Fungi, Ascomycota, Saccharomycetes, Saccharomycetales, Saccharomycetaceae. Gene Ontology annotation, cellular component: ribosome.
AUGUUGUUGUCUGUGGGGAAAAGUCAGUGUUUUGGCAGUACUCUGCGAUGCAAUGCAAGGUGGUUAGGGACAAGCUUUGCUUUCCCCCCCUCACGAGCGACGCGGAGUGGCUCUGACAAGGAACGGUCCGGGAGGAUCGAUUUGACCUCUGACUUGAGAAAGAGUGCUCGUGCCAACUCACGGAAUAAUCCGAGUAAAAACGUCGAUCCGAGGUUGGUGAAACAGUUUGCCAACGAGUCCAUCUACGACCCGUUCGAUUUCUCCCUGGAAAGAAUCAGACUCGACAGGAAAUUCAGGUCCACGGAGAAGCCUCUUGGCCCGGUCAACCCAAUGAACUUGUAUUCGUCGCCAGAGAUGCUCGUCCGGUACGUCUCCUCGUCUGGGAAAAUCUUGCAUAGCGAUGUCACUGGGCUUGCCCACAAGGAUCAAAAACGGUUGGCGAAGGCGAUACGGAGGUGCCAGGCCAUCGGACUUAUGUCGAAGACUUCAAAUGCGUACAAUAAAUGA